Messenger RNA from Zea mays, 2155 nucleotides. RefSeq names its product pectinesterase. The transcript has 2 exons. NCBI's taxonomy places the organism in Eukaryota, Viridiplantae, Streptophyta, Magnoliopsida, Poales, Poaceae. The coding region runs from base 281 to 2005 and encodes 574 amino acids. The record is from RefSeq and is a predicted model, not a curated record. Gene Ontology annotation, molecular function: enzyme inhibitor activity; pectinesterase activity. Gene Ontology annotation, biological process: cell wall modification.
UACUCUCCAGCUCGAUCGAAUGCUUGAACAGUUGAACCCCAUGCAUGCUUUUUCUAGACGCAAAAAGGCGAAAUAAAAUUCUCAAUCGUCACUACUCACUACCCUCACUCAGUACUCUCUAGUUAGUCUCUACACUACCAUUUUGUCAGUUUCUUGACCCCUCUUCUCCACAGAAUUACCAUGGAUCCCUCUGCUCUUCACCUAUAAAUCCCCAAACUCACCUCUCGUCGUUCUCGCAAUCAUCUCAAACAAGCUCAGGGGCAAGACGUGCAUUGCUACCAUGGCGCUCCACUCUGCUGCAGCCGCCGCCGCUCUCUCGGCCCUCCUGAUGCUCUCCUUCUCAGGCCUUACGCUCUCCGACACGACGCCGUCCACGCCGGUGUCACCGUCGGCCGCGUGCAACGCCACCACUGACCCGACCUUCUGCCGGUCCGUCCUCCCGCCGCGCGGCAAGGGGGACCUCUACAAGUACGGCCGCUUCUCGGUGGCCGAGUCCCUGGCGGGCGCGCGCAUGUUCGCGGCCCUCGUCGACCGCUACCUCGCGCGCCACCGGCACCUCUCCUCGAGCGCCAUCGGGGCGCUGCGGGACUGCCAGCUCAUGGCCGACCUCAACGUGGACUUCCUCACGGCCGCCGGCGCCACGAUCAAGACCACGGACACCCUCCUGGACCCGCAAGCCGACGACGUGCACACGCUGCUGUCGGCGAUCCUGACCAACCAGCAGACGUGCUUCGACGGCCUGCAGGCCGCGUCGGGGUCGUGGUCCGACCGCGGCGGCCUCGACGCGCCCAUCGCCAACGGCACCAAGCUGUACAGCCUCUCGCUGUCGCUCUUCACCAGGGCAUGGGUGCCAACGGCGAAGCCGGCUCACUCGCACAAGGGUGGCAGCAAUGACCCGCACCACGGCCACGGCCACGGCCACGGUGACAAGAACAAGAAGCACCCGGCGGCAUCCGCGGCGAGGAGGGGCCUGUUUGACGUGACCGACGACGAGAUGGUGCGGCGGAUGGCGAUCGAGGGGCCAGAGGCGACGGUGGAGGUGAAUACCGUGGUCACGGUGGACCAGAGUGGCGCCGGGAAUUUCACCACGAUCGGGGACGCCGUGGCUGCCGCGCCGAGAAACCUCAACGGCAGCACCGGGUACUACGUGGUCUACGUGCUUGCUGGCGUCUACGAGGAGAACGUGGUGGUGCCCAAGCACAGCAAGUACAUCAUGCUGGUCGGCGACGGCAUCGGCCAGACCGUGGUCACCGGCAACCGGAGCGUCGUCGACGGCUGGACCACCUUCCAAUCGGCCACCUUCGCCGUGGUGGGGCAAGGAUUCGUGGCGGUGAACAUGACGUUCCGUAACACGGCGGGGCCAGCCAAGCACCAGGCGGUGGCGUUCCGUUCCGGGGCCGACCUGUCGGCGUACUACGGCUGCAGCUUCGAGGCGUACCAGGACACGCUGUACACGCACUCCCUCCGCCAGUUCUACCGCGGCUGCGACAUCUACGGCACCGUGGACUACGUGUUCGGCAACGCCGCGGUCGUGUUCCAGGGCUGCACCUUCUACUCCCGGCUGCCCAUGCAGGGGCAGUGCAACACGGUCACGGCGCAGGGCCGCAGCGACCCCAACCAGAACACCGGCACCUCCAUCCAGGGCUGCUCCCUCGUCGCGGCGCCGGAGCUCGCCGCCAACACCGCCUUCACGACGCUCAGCUACCUCGGCCGCCCAUGGAAGAACUUCUCGCGGACGGUGGUCAUGGAGUCGUACGUCGGCGCGCUCGUCGACCCCUCCGGCUGGAUGCCCUGGUCCGGGGACUUCGCGCUCAGCACGUUGUAUUACGCAGAGUACAACAACACCGGCCCGGGCGCCGACACCAGCCGCCGGGUUGCGUGGCCGGGGUUCCACGUGCUUGGCGACGGCACCGACGCCGGCAACUUCACCGUCUCAAGCAUGGUGCUAGGCGAGAACUGGCUGCCGCAGACUGGCGUGCCAUUCACCAGCGGCUUAAUUCCUUGAAGCGCGUGCUUCAUGUCAAUAGUUAGCUACCCCUAUAUAUAUGUGUUUCUGCAGUAAUAAUUUUAACUUAAUCAUCGAAACCGGAACGAUAAAUGCAGUAGGUCCUGUUCGCUUGACUUUAAUUGGUAUCGAGUUCUACUGAUUAUACAA